GAGUCCAUAUCAACAUGCAGAUUUGCUCAAAGGGUGGCAAUGAUUAAGAAUGAUGCCAUUUUGAAUGAAGAACUGGAUCCGAAGUUACUGAUAGCAAAGUUAAAGGCAGAGAUCCAGGAGCUGAAAUCUGAAUUGGCAAUUGCCACUGGGGAACAACGCUCUGAUGAGCUCACCCAAGCUGAGUUGGACAGGUGUAGACAACUGGUGAAAGAAUAUCUUGAAGAACCUGGCUCAAGUUCUACUUUAGACAUUGGGGCAGAUAUGAGGAAGAUCCAGUUCUGUUAUUCCCUGCUAAAGGAAUAUGCUCUUGAACAAAGCAAUGGUAGUCAAUCUCAGAGACCCCGAGAUAGUCCAGAACCUACAGAGCCAGCCCCUGAUUCCAAACAGUUGAAAAAGUUAAAUGACCUUAUCCAACAGAGGGAUAAUGAAAUAAAUAUUCUAGUAAACAUGUUGAAGAAAGAGAAAAAGCGCGCUGCAGAUGCCUUGUCAAGACUUGAGGAGAUUGGUGUCAGUGCUGAGAAACGUGCUUCGUCCACUGUAAGUGACAGCCACAUUGAGGCCAGUCAUAAACAUAGACAUAAGCGUAAUGGAGCACCAAGGGAGAGUUGGCAAUCUGAUAGACCCAUGGACCCAAAAGAUGAAUCCACAAAGCAAAAGAUUUUGGGUGAUAUGUCAAUGGGCCGUCAAGAGGCUUUUGAAAUAUUCCGACGAGAUUAUCCACAAAACAGUGCCAUAGAUGAACAUAAAAGGGAUCUAAAGUCAAGAUAUCAAGAGGCUAAGAAACUUGGAGAAGUCGUGAACAAAUCUAGGACUAAGAUCAAUGAAGUGAAACGUCGUCUUGAGCAGCAGAGGGUGUCUAGAGUAAUGCAGGGGAAUGGAGGAGUUGACCAACUUGAGCCUGAUGAGAUGGAAAACCAGCUUCGUGUUGAUCUAGAACAUUAUAAACAAGCUUACAAAGACACAUUUAACAGACUUAAAGUUCUAAAAACUGAAAUUGAACACUUGCAGCAUUUAUUAGAAAAAUCAAAAGUGAAAAUGAUGAAAGAUUUCGAAGUCUGGUGGAUGGCACAAGUUUCAAAUGCCCAGAAUCAACAAGAUCAUUUAAAUUCAAGUAGAAAAAGUGCUUGGCAGACUCCUCCAAGCAGUUCCAUGAGAAACAGUUCCAGGGAUUUAGCACCCUUAACACAUAAUGGUGGAACUAAUAGAGCUAAAGAGUAUACUAAUCAUAGACCGCCAGAUGAUGGAAGAAAUAGUAAGCACCAAUACGAUCAAAGAACAAGCCGCAGUCAUACUUCAAAUCAUUCCAGGGUAUCGGAGCAGUCAGCAAAUGG
This is a messenger RNA of Owenia fusiformis, 1331 nucleotides long. The record is from the annotation of a GenBank genome assembly. NCBI's taxonomy places the organism in Eukaryota, Metazoa, Annelida, Polychaeta, Sabellida, Oweniidae.